AUGCAAGAUGUGUGGCGGCAACAGUUAGGUUGGGACGAGUCUGUUCCGCAGAGCAUACAUACGGCAUGGAUCGAGUUCGUGCAGCAGCUCGCGAUAAUAAAUCAAAUCUCGUUUAGCCGUAAGAUAUUGAUAGACGGUCAUCAGGACAUCCAACUUCACGGAUUCUGCGAUGCAAGUAAUGCCGGGUAUGGGGCAUGUAUAUACGUACGUUCGAACGGGGAAAAUGACGAAGACACGGUUGUUAGGUUGUUAUGCGCCAAGUCACGUGUUGCUCCGUUGAAAACAGCUACUAUACCGCGUCUUGAGCUUUGCGGAGCGUUACUAUUAGCACGGUUAUACGUCGAAGUAAGCGGUGCGCUAGGUGUCACACCCAAUAAGGUGGUAUUUUGGUGCGAUUCGACCAUCGUACUGCACUGGAUAAAAACGGCACCCCACUUACUCAAUGCCUUCGUGGCCAGUCGCAUCGCGGAGAUCCAAAACCUCACGGACUCGAACCAAUGGCGGCAUGUUAGAUCGGGCGAUAAUCCUGCGGAUGCGAUAUUAAGGGAUCAGUUACCACACGCGUUUACACAGAAUCGGACUUGGUCAGUGGGGCCUGAGUGGCUGAUCAGAAAGGAGAAUGAAUGGCCCAACGAGUUCGUGCGAAUAGUCGAAUUGCCCGAGUUAAAGAAAAAUGCGUGUUUGAUAACAACAUUUAAUGAUUCGGAAAUAUUUAAUAGAUGCUCCGCCUAUUCUAAGUUACUUAGGGUCGUUGCCUACUGUCGGCGUUUUCGACCGGCCAAUACAUAUUCCGGCGCGUUAAGUCCGAAAAAAGUCGACGAAGUCAAGGUACGAGUAUUACAAUCCGCUCAGGCCACUCGAUAUUCCGAUGACAUCAAACGACUUAGAGAUAGGAAUUGCGCGGUUAAGAGUAGAAUCGCCAAUUUGGAUCCGUUCUUUGACGACGAUGGUUUAAUCCGAGUCGGAGGGCGUCUUCAAAAAUCAAGCUUGUCUUUUGCAAGGAAGCAUCCAGUUUUGCUUCCAAGUCGGCACAGCUUAACUGACCGGAUCAUUCGCGAAAUCCACGAAACACAUCAUCACUCCAGCAUUCAGACGACCUUGUAUAUUCUGCGGCAAAGAUUUUGGCUAGUGGACGGUAGGGGUCAAGUACGACGAGUCAUCCGUAAGUACGUCCGCUGUUUCUGUUUUGACGCCGACACAGUUAAAUAUAAAAUGGGAAAUCUCCCAUCGGCGCGCGUACGCGAAGCGGCGCCAUUCACAAACACCGGCAUAGAUUCCUGCGGUCCCUUCUUUAUUAAGGAAAAGAAAUAUCGCAACCGAACGCGAAUCAAGGUGUACGUAUGCGUUUUCGUAUGUAUGUCCAUAAAGGCAGUGCACCUUGAGAUUGUUAGUGAUCUAACUUCUAAGGGAUUUAUCGCGGCAUUAAGACGAUUCGCUGCGAGGAGAGGACUGCCGGAGCACAUCUACUCGGAUAACGGGACGAAUUUCGUAGGCGCGAACAAUCAGCGAAAAGAAAUGUAUGCGCUGUUCAAUUCCGAAAAACACAAAGAGCUGAUAAGUAGGUUUGCGAGCAAGCAUCGUAUCACGUGGCACUUCAUACCACUCGUAGCACCACAUUUCGGGGGUCUCUGGGAGUCCACAGUUAAACUUUUUAAACACCAUUUUAAGCGUGUUGUAGGAGACUCGUUGUUUACGUUCGAGGAGCUAAAUACAUUUGCCAUUGAAGUUGAGGGUAUCCUGAAUUCCAGACCUAUCACUUCCCUCUCAUCCGAUCCGAAUGACUUACAAGCGUUGUCUCCUGCCCAUUAUUUAAUCGGCAAGCCGCUAACCACCCUUCCGGAGGGCGAGCUGUUGCAUGUUCCAGCGAACCGGCUGUCCACCUGGCAGCACAUCACUAAAGUACGGCAAGACUUUUGA
Messenger RNA from Ooceraea biroi (clonal raider ant), 1917 nucleotides. RefSeq lists its product as uncharacterized. NCBI's taxonomy places the organism in Eukaryota, Metazoa, Arthropoda, Insecta, Hymenoptera, Formicidae. Gene Ontology annotation, biological process: DNA integration. Gene Ontology annotation, molecular function: nucleic acid binding. The record is from RefSeq and is a predicted model, not a curated record.